Molecule: messenger RNA, 610 nt
Organism: Guillardia theta CCMP2712
Lineage: Eukaryota; Cryptophyceae; Pyrenomonadales; Geminigeraceae
Exons: 6
Coding region: 1-540 (179 amino acids)
Source: RefSeq, a predicted model, not a curated record
AUGGAGGCGAGCGGGGACUGGUGCGGGAGGGAGGUGGAGCUGAAGAUGAAGGGAGGAGGGGAGGUGAUCCGAGGAGAAGUCUUCACGUACGACAAGGGCACAGAUACUCUGGUGCUCAAGGAGAACUGUGUGGGUCAGCAAAUCGCGAGCUAUAGGAUGCUCAAGGGAAGCAGGAUCGAUGCGUCCUCGGUCAAGCUUUCUGGUGUUGCCAAGGCUCCAGAACCCGUGCCCAGUGUUUCCGAAGCAACCAUUGCAAGGAUGCGAGAGCGAGAGGCCAACUCGGUUGCCAAGGAACUCGCCAAGGGCAAGAACAUCGGAGAGAACGUGACGAGGGAGGCACAACUGAUCUUCAACGCUCUUUCGAAGACUAUGACAUGCCGAUGGGCGGCUCAGGACAUCCUCGUGGACUUUGGGACGCCACAAGAAGGGGUGCGAAUUCAACCACCUUAUGAUGGAGGCAAGGUCCAGGGUCAGAAUGAGGAGUGCAUAACUCGUGUCAAGAAAGUGCUUGAAGGGGAGAGAUCAAAGUUGGGGAUGUAGAAUUUGGAUGUCAUUCAUGAAACUGGCUCGCAUUGACAUAUUUUUUUAAUGAAAGAAAGUUGAUCAUCAC